CUGAAUUUAGAUUUUUAGACUUUUUUUUUGUUCAUAACUGCAUAGGUUUUAUGCCAAAAUGUGUAAAAUAAAAGGAAGGUGGUAUCAGUAUUUAUUGCCAGGAUGAGAAAGGAAAAACUCUACUGAAAUAAUUUAAUUAAAAAACAAACUUUAUGUUUCAUCAGGUUAUCAUUGCCUUUUGUUGAAACUGAUGGUGAAUUCCAAAAAUAUUUGUAAGGCGCUAUGCAAAGAAUUGAUGAGGAAGAUAAAGGAAAAAUGUUAUGUUUCACUUGUCUUGGUAUUGUUAGAUAUUACACGGGGCUAAGGAGACACCAAAAAUACGAAUGCGGAAUGGAGCGCCAGUUUCAAUGUCCUCACUGCCCUUACAAGGCAAGACAAAAAAUUCACCUGAAGAAUCACAUAGGUCUAAAACAUCUCAAUCUCUGCAGUGAAGAAAAAUUAUGAAUGUGUUGAUCAGUCUAUAAUGGAUUUCAAAACAACUGAAAAAUGUGACUUGCAUAUGCUUUUUAUAAUUAUCAUGUCUGCUAAUUAAUCCUGUAACCUCUGCUCCAUUGAAGUUUGGUUUUAACUUGGGAACAAUUUUCUUUUUUUAUCUGUUUUGUAUUAUUUGAUAGAUUGAGUUGAAAAGUUGUAAUGCAAUAUACUAAAUUUAUAAUAAAUAAAUAGUUAUCUUCUGGCAUGUAUAUAGAAAGUAAUAAAAAUGUUUAUUAGG
Nezara viridula (southern green stink bug) is the source of this 712-nucleotide messenger RNA. The record is from the annotation of a GenBank genome assembly. Lineage: Eukaryota; Metazoa; Arthropoda; Insecta; Hemiptera; Pentatomidae.